GGCGGGGAGGAUCGCGGCUGCGGGUUAGGCUUUGAAAGUCAGCCUCACAGGCAUUGCAGCAGAGCCCCGAGCGCGGAGGGGUGCGGAGCUGAGCGGAGCUCGCCGUAUCAAGCGUGGAAUUAUUGAGGAAGAAGAUGAAUGUAUCCUUGGACUCCUGAAGGAAGAGCUUUCCCAAUGAGAACACUUUCAAGGAGUUGCUCUUAAAGUGCUUGUCCAGAAGUUACCUGAUUCAGCAUGACAGUUUUCCAGUUCUGAACAUCAUCAGCUGGAGGAGAAUUUCAGUGCUUAAAAGGAAUUUUAUGUUCUUGGUGGAGAUGGAAAAAGAUGAAAACCCCGUAGGCUUCCUGGAGAAAGAAAGCAGCAAUGGAACCUUGUUACAGUGGAACCAUAUUUUGAGUGCUCCUCCUAGAUAUCUUUCAUAAAUCUAUCAGCAGAUUGAUGUGAUUGGAAACCUGGCUCAUCCAGCAGUAUACACUGGAAGAAACCUGCUUAGAGUAUGACAUUUUGUAUCGCUCUGAAAGCUUGAGAAAACACUAGACAUCUACCUAUUAUUUCUUAACUUUGCAUCUAGACUCAGCUACGCAAAACUAGUCUUUGAAGUGAAUAGAACCAGAGCCCUUUUGGAAACUCUUAUUGAACAUGACUCAUGGAGAAGAGCUUGGCUCUGAGAUGCACCAGGAUUCUGUUGUUCUAACUUACCUAGAGGGAUUACUAAUGCAUCAAGCAGCAGGAGGCUCAGGUACUACGGUUGACAAAAAGUCUACUGGGCAUAGUGGAGAGGAUCAAAACUUCAAGAUUUCUGGAAAUAUAUUUCCCAGUUGUCAAAGUAAUGGUCCAGUUCUUAACACAAAUACAUAUCGGGGAUCUGGCAUGCUACACCUCAAAAAAGCAAGACUGUUGCAGUCUUCCGAAGACUGGAAUGCAGCAAAGAGAAGGCGAUUAUCUGAUUCCAUUGUGGAUUUAGAUGGAAAAAAGGAAGCUUUGUUAGCUGGCAUGGUUGAAAAUGUGCCUAAAGGCAAACAGGAUAGCACGUUACUUGCCUCUUUGCUUCAGUCAUUCAGCUCUAGGCUGCAGAGUGUUGCUCUGUCACAGCAGAUUAGGCAGAGCCUUAAGGAGCAAGGCUAUUCCCUUAGCCACGAUUCUUUACAAGUGGAGAAAGAUUUAAGGUGCUAUGGUGUUGCAUCCAGUCACCUGAAGACUCUUCUGAAGAAGAGCAAAGCGAAAGAUCAGAAGCUGGACAACAGCCUGCCUGAUAUAACAAAGAACCUGCCCAAAGAGAGGUUUCUAGAAUCUCCUCACACGAUGCAGAGUGGACCUAAAGUGAUGAACGAGCCACUGUCAUGUGCUGCAAGGUUGCAAGCUGUUGCAAGCAUGGUAGAGAAGCGAUCUAGUCCUGCCACUUCACCGAAGCCCAGCGUAGCAUGCAGCCAGCUAGCUUUACUUCUAUCAAGUGAAGCUCACUUGCAGCAGUACUCCAGGGAACACGCUUUAAAAGCACAAAAUGCAAAUCAAAUAGCAAGCGAGAGACUUGCAGCCAUGGCCAGAUUACAAGAGAGCACUCAGAAAGAUAUUGGCCAGUUUGGUUUAGCAAAAGGAAUGACAAGCCAUCUCAAUGGUCAAACAGGAUCAUCAACCAAAACAGGAUCCAGCAAAAGCAAUAUGGCACCAUUUCAGAGUUCAGCGGGAAUCGUGCGUUCGUCUCCCAAAACUGUAGGGUACAAAAGCACUUUGGAAAGGAGUAACUUGAAAACCUCUCCCAGCAACAGCUUGCUCUUGCAUCUACUGAAAAGCCAAAAUACCACCAAACAUCUAAAAGGGCAUGAACAGAGUGACAAAGCCAGCAUUUUUGAAGACAGCAGCACACCAACAACUAUUGAUGAGUAUUCAGACAACAAUCCUAGUUUUACAGAAGAUGACAGCAGUGAUGAUGAAAGCUCCCAUUCUAACUGUCUUCCUAUAGACCUCUCCUUUAAACAGAGGACAGAUAAACCAGAUGCAGGUCCACCUGCAUCACUGGAUAACCUGACCCAGUCACUGCUUCAUAACUGGGAUCCAAAAGUUUCUUGUCCAGAGAAUAAGGAAGAUAAAGACACUCCAAAAGCUUCUAAGCUGAAUCCCCAUCAGAAAGUAACUCUACUUCAGCUGUUACUUGGGCAUAAGAGUGAAGAAAAGGUAGACAAAUGCAAUGACCCUCAGGGACCACACAGUACAGCUGAUGUGGCAAAAUUCACUGUACAGACUGGUAAAAAGACUCCUGUUACUGACAGUCCCAGUGCAAAUCGAAUGACUCCGUUAAGCACUCCACCUUUGCUGGCUUCUACAAAAGCAGACUCUCCUAUAAAUCUCUCGCACCAGUCAUUAGCCAUCAAGCGGAGCUCUCCACCGUAUGCCUGCAGCAUCCAGCCAGACAGACUGGUCCCACUGAAUCCCGCAUCUAAACAUUUGAUAGACCUUUCUAAAAGCAAAGAGAUUCAAGGAGCCAAGCUGAGCAGGAAUGAGAGUCCCCAAAACUCCUCGACAUUCAGUGCCAGCAAGCUGCUGCAGAACCUCGCUCAGUGUGGCAUGCAGACUUCCAUGUCAAGUGAAGAACAAAGAGCUAGCAAACAGCUGCUAGCAGGGAACACAGAUAAACCUAUUGGCUUGAUUGAUAGAUUGAACAGCCCUUUGCUUACAAGUAAAUUGAGUAUGCAUGAAGAAAAUAACAAAAUAUUCAAUUGUCAGCCUGCACCUGCAGAACAAGGGCUUCCAGGUUCUGAAAUAGAAAAUCUCCUUGAAAGACGCACCGUCCUUCAGCUACUUCUGGGAACUCCCAAUAAAGGUAGAAGUGAAAAGAAAGAGAGGAUGUUUCUAAGAGAUGAAAGUUCUCAGGAACAGACAGAAAAGGCUUUGAAUGAACAAAUAUUGACGGUGAAAAUAAAAACCGAACCACCUGAAGAAUCAAAUAUUACUUACAAUUCAAAUGCACAGGUAAGAGAGUGCAAGGGUAACAAAUUUCAAGGAUUUGUUCAUUCACUGCAGAGAAAUGCAGCUACUUCUCCAGCAUCCACAGAGCUGAAAUCUGAGCCUCUUUCACCUCAAGAUUUCUCUUUUUCCAGAAAUGGCCUGCUAAGUAGGUUGCUGAGACAGAAUCAAGAUAGUUACCCUGCAGAUGAGCUGGACAGAAGUCACCGCAACAAUGAGCUGACACACCUUGAAUCAAAAAGUCUUUGCACAGUACCGAAGAAGAGAAAGCUUCACACUGAGCCAUUGGAAAGCCCAUUAAAAAAGAUGAAAAGUAAUGCGUCUGAUGCUGCAAACAAUCAUGCUUCUCCCACUGAGGCACUGUACGGGCCUUUGCUUAGCCAGCAAGAACUGAAAUUCAGCAGAAGCGAUGCUGAAUUUAAAUAUGCUGUAAGUCAUGGUUCAAAUAAUGAGAGUGAAAAUAGGAGUUGGUCUAGAGAUAGUAAAGGCUUUAAUGUUUUGAAACAGCUGCUUCUCUCAGAAAACUGCGAGAGAGAUCUGUCACAGCAUAGGAACAACAUACUGACAGAGGGCAAGAAAAAAGGCAACAAAACCAGUGCGACAAUUAAUAAACCCGAAUUCGGCGUUCCUUCAGUAAAUGCAUUGAUGGGAAGCCCUGUGCAACAGAACAAUUGUGUAGAUCAUAGAACAUUUCAGUAUCCUGUAGCAGUAAAAAGUCCUGCUGGUUCCCCCUUCCCUGAACACUUGGGGAGUGCAGUGUCUAGGCUCGAGUCUGACCAGUUUAACAUGUGUCCCAUGCCUAGUGAAAAGGGGCCCAUCAGAUGGGUGAUCACAGGUAUUGACAAGAACGACUAUGAAAAGGACUCUCCAAGACUGACCAAAACCAAUCCCAUAUUGUACUACAUGUUACAGAAGGGUGGCAACUCUCUUAGUAGCCAAGAAGCACAUGACAAAGAAAUUUGGAAUGAACCUUCAUUUACUGAUAGUUCAGCUCAUGUUACAAUCAAAGAGGAGUUGACAUCCGAUGCAGAGAUUAAAGCUCCUUUUAGUAACUUAAGCCCUUACAACAGCCAUAUGGGGAGUAAGACCUCUCAUCAACAUGGUGUGAAUGGAGAAGUGCAUGGACUUCUAGAAAAAGUGCUAACAAUCAAAAAAGAGCCAGAAUAAACUACAGCCUCCUCAAUGAGUUUACAAUCAGCGGGUUUGAAUCUUUGUUUAAAAAAAAAAAAAAAAAGAAAAGAAAAAAUAAAAAUGAGUAAGAACUUGACUACUGUAUAAAUUGAGCAUGAUUUUAGAAAAGCAUGGUCUUAAUUGAAAUGUUUUCAUUUGAUAACUUUUUAUUUUUCUGGUGAUGUUAUUUAAAAUACAUGUAGAUAAAAUUUGCUUUACAACAGAUUGUCACAAGGAAACUAGAAAGGUUGUAAUUUGUACAAGACAUUUCUGUAUGUAUCAGAUUAAGUUAUGAGUACUCUUUGAUUAGAGUCUGAUUUGGAUCUGCAAGUUUUUAGUACAACAUAAAAUGUAAGCGUACAGCCUAGGUGGUGGUAAUGCUGCAGUUUCCUCCCUCCCUGUAAAAUAAUCCUUUUUUUUUCUUUUUUUUGAAACCUGAGCAUAGACACAGCGUACCUUUUUUUUAAUGUUUUAAUAUGUUUUGUGAAACUUUAAGAUUAAUUUUUAAGAAAUGGAGCAGUCUGUCCAAGGUAUGAGCUCAUCAUGUUGGAAAACCUGUGUCAGUGUUAAUAAUUGAAGUGCACUGAAAUGUAUUUUUUAGUGCUUCCAAAAUUUUUAUUGUUAUUUUUAAAACUUGUUUGUGGUCCUGCCAGAAUAGUGGUGUAAAAUCUAUUUUUCUUCCUUGCCCUACUCUUGACAAAUGCCUUCCUCACAAUCCUUAGCCGUAGUUAUGAGUUACUAGUUAGGACAAAUUGGGGGUUUUUUUCUAGGUUUUUAUAAAAAAAGGUGGAUUUUCAUAGGCUAUGUAACUACUACAUGAGUCCUUUUGUCAAUGCAUUCCCGUGACUUCCCUGGUUAGAAAGUGAAAGCCAAAUACCUUUUGGAGUAGUGUCUUUAAGAAGGUUUAGUACUUGUAUUUGGUACAAAACGGUGGGGAAAAAGUGAAGUGGAUAAGGAAAGUUGGCUAUUUAGCACCAUCCAGCUUCCCCUGGAUAAGAAUACCAACUGUGCUAAAGCAGCACAUCAGACUUCCCCUCAAAGAUGAAAUAGGAUUUUAAUGAAAAAUGUGUUGGCCUCUUCCUACAACCAGGGAAAAGAAUCCAUAUUCUGCCAAUAUUUAUUACUCUCUGAACAGCUGAUGUGUGGUUUAAUGCACUACCCUUCCACUGCAGAAAAUCUGAGUUUAGAAUAAUUUUUCAGGUUGCAGUGAGGAUAAAAUUGUGGUUUCGUCAUAUUCUGUAAUAGAUAGUGGGACAUGUCUGAGAAAUCCUCCUUUGCCCUUUUCCUCAAUACCCACCUGUGCUGUGAUUUGUAACAUCUGGCAAUAUCAGCCUGAGAUGGGAGCAACUGAAAAUUGCAGUCAAAGCUGAGACACCUUAAAAGAAUUACUGGCGGGGGAAGAGCCAUGCGGCUCUGCUUUCCUGUUAACGCUGUCAGUGUUAACUCCCUUUGCUUGCAGCCCUUAUUUCUCAUGGUGGGAGGAGGAAGAGGACAAAAUCCAGUUGCUCUAAAUUAUGUGCAUUAUUGGCAACCAUAAGUUUUGCUGAACUUUUUACUCCCCUGAAAAAAAUGUUCUCUGUACCAUCCAAUUUCACUGGUAAUCCCCUGUGCUGUCAGCAGACAGCUAAGUAGUUGACUCACACAGGUAAUAAAAGCUACACUCUUUAAUUUUGACUGUUUUCACCAUUGAGAGAUGACGACGUGACAAAGCUGCUGUUUCUGUCCAUCUCGCAUAGGAGAGAUGAGUGAUGGAAUGUUUUGCUCUUUUCCUUUCUGAUUUGGUUUCUGAGAUCUAUUUCUCAGAUUGCUGGCUUGCCAAGAUAGAGCAAGCUGUUGUCCCUUCUUCUGUCCUCUGCCCCUGCCCAGGAAAAGUUUCCCCCUUUCCGGUGCAGAAAGGGACUUCUCCUGUCUGCCAGCUGGAAAAUGCACCACUAUUCUCUUUUGCCCCUCUGGGGGAGACCUUUUUUUAGGGAACACAAAUAUUUGGCAGUAUCCGGUAUAAAACAUUCCCCCUGCUUUAUAUGAGAAAUAACAGAGUGAUUUAAAGAUAUAUUUUUAUGUUAUUUAGGUGAAGCGUAAUAUAUUAAUGGGCUGUACAAAGAAGAUUUAUAUUUUAAAACCUUCACACAAGUCUAAUAUCAUUUUAAAUGUAAUUGUCUGAAGUAUAAUAUAAAAAUAAAAAUUGUUUGUCUUUAAUAUUGCAUUUAUAAGUGGCCCAAUGACUCAUAGAAUGUCUCAUAGAAUAAUCAUUAAUGAGAUAAAAUAUAUUUUGGAUUGACAGUGGAACUGAAUUCUUUUUAUAUGAGUCAACCCAGCAGAAAUAUUAAAAAGAUGGUAUUUGUUCCAUCCAUUAAAUCUCUUAAAGUCUUAAUUGAUUAUUUUUCUUGAAACAACAUGUAUAUAGCUAGGAAAUAUGUACAACAUAGAAUAAUAGAUGGUCCUUGGAGUAAAUACAGGGCUAUAAUUUACUUGAAGGUUUCCACAGAAAAGUGCAGCUUGAAUGGAUAUGAAAUAAUCUGGUUGGAAGAACUGCAUCAAAACAAAGUUGAGAUGAGAAGCAGGGAGGAGAAUCUAACCCUAACAAAGAGUCAUAUUGGAGUCUAGGAGUGUGCUUACCUAUGUAUUUAUUCUAUGGUAGUCUAUUGUUAUAAUAUAUGCUUUUGAAUGUUUAGUUUUUAAAGUUUUGUAAAACAAUUAAGUUGAAAUGUUAACAGUUUGACCAGUUAAUGAUUUAGCUUUCUUUUUAGAUGAUGUUAAUGAAAGGAUAUUACCAUUUUCACAGACGUCAGUAAACUAUAAUACAUGAGAAUUUAAGUUUAGGACAUGCUGUUCAUGGAAGAAUCUCGCCUCUUGUAGACAUUGCAAUCUCAAGCAGCAUCUAACAUAACAAUGAGGCCCUUAAAAAGAGGGCAGGGAAUGUUAACUGAAUGCUAUUAAGAGUGUAUCAGUCUCCUAGUUGAAAUUCUCCAGUAUCACUAAUGUUACCCCCUCCCUGGCAAAGAGAGGUCUUCUUUACCCCAUCCACGUUUAUAGCCUUUAAACCUGAGGACCAAAAGCUCUUUAAUAAUCUUUAUCUUACAGCAUGAGUGAGUAAAAAGAGUCACCAUCAUUUGUCUUGAGGACUUUUCCAUCAGAAAAGGGGGAUUGGCAGAAGCCGAGUUUGCAGCAGCAGAAAGGUCAGUAGGCCUGGCUGUGUUUUCCCAGGCAAUUAGAAGAACCUUGAUUUCCACCAGUCCCUGUAGAUGAAUGACAAACUAAGGUCCUCUGUGGAGUAACACUUGGUAUUCUCAGCAACUCCUGUCUUCUUGGUUCAGUAGAUGUUUACUAUUAGGAUAUGCAUUUCAGCAGUCCCCAGGGUGGUUCCUCAGUCUGUUGGAGUGGAAGCUUCAAAGAUAGCUCUGCAGACUCAGGAGGCUGAAGUUUCAGCUGGGCCUUUAAACUAUAGACAGACCCAAAGGAGAAACGGGGACUUGUCAGAUAUUGGCAGCAGCAGUAGCAGCAUAGGCAAAGAGGUGCAGGACUGAUGGAUGCUGUUUGGUCUCUUCAUCAAAGAAGGGUGGAGGGGAGAGAGGGGAGAAUACAUCCUACUUGUAGCUAGGUGAGACUACUGGGGGAAAGCUGCCUCCACCUCAUGGAGCAGUGAAGAAGGGAGUUGGGAAUGUGUCUAUACCACCCACUUCAAGUUGUAAUUGCAACCCUUUGCAACUUAGACCUGAAUUAACUUCAACCUCACUUAACUGGGAGCAGUUGCAGUAGCAGCAAUUGGGUUACUAAGUGCCAGAUGCUUUACUUGAGGGGGCAUCUACAGGCUUGUGCCACUUCACCUGCUGUGGUGGUGUAGUGCUCAAACUAGCUAGAUUGGGGGAUUGACUUGCAAUGGCCACACAGAUAUGCCUUUUCUUUCCAGGGAAGAGUGUACUGGACUAAGAUAACCAUAUUUCUAGUCUCUACUCUGGCUAAGUUUGAGGAAAUUAUUGGCGGGAAGGGGGGUGUGGUUAACGUGUGAUGACAGAUUCAAAGGUGUUUUGCUGGAGGGCUUGUCUGCUGAUACCACAUAACUGGGCAACUCAGUUUAAGAAGUUGAUAAACAAUAUGAGAUCAAAAGGGAAUUCAGCCAUAAGUUUCACUUUUCUUAGCCAUUUGCUCUUAGUAAUGUUUUAAAAUUUUUGAUUUGCAAAUGUUUUUAAAAGAAAGGAAUGAAUGGUUUAAAUUUUCCCUGUUAAAUGUUGGUGAAAGUAUUACAGCUCUCAUUGACGUCAGUGACAUGAUAUUACCAGUUUGUUCUCUGUCACGUCUUACAGAGGAGUAAACUGGUAAGUAUAUAUUAUAUAUAUUUAUAUAUAAUGUAAAUAUAUUGACUUGUUACACCUAUAAUAUGUUGAAAUUGGUUUUUAAAAGGUGAUGUAAAUAGUGGUUUCCUUAAUGAAAAAUACAUAUUUUGUAUUGUUCUAAUGAAAAGGAAAAAAACCCCUUUUAAUCUUUUUUUGUUAUGUAUAUUCCAUGUAUAAGUGUAAAUAUGAUCACAUAGGUUUAAAAACUUUUGCAUGUAUGUAUACAGUUGCAAGUCUGGAAGAAUGUAUAGAAAAAACCUUUUAUUUAAAGUUGUGAUUACCUGCUGCAUGAAAAGUGCAUGGGGGACCCUGUGCAUCUGUGCGUUGGCAAAAAAAAUUAAAUUAAAAAUGUCUUAAGUCAGGUCAGUUCAAAACAUGACAGUAUUCCACUUCUGGACAUGACUUCUGCUGUGGUAUUUUAGCUUUGUGAAAGAAUGUGCUUCAAAUUAAAAGGGUCUGGGGGAAAAAAAAAAAGCAAAACUACUUUUAAAAUGUGAAAUACUCAUACAACUAUAAUCAGUCAUGUAAAUUCAGGACUCCAUUUUGCAUAAUUGAAAUAUUGUACCAGGACUAUUCCAUCUCUGUGAAACAAAGGAAAAUGGAUUUUCAUUGCCAUACUUAAGAAUUCUGGAUUUUGCCACAACCAAUUUUUUGUGAUGUGUCUUCAGUAAUUUAUCUAACUGGUCUCAUUUUUUAAUUAGAAAUUCAUUUCCUCAUGUGAUGUCACAAAACUGUACAUACUGCAGUGUGAAGUUUUUUUAAAUCUUUCAGUGUUUACUUCCUGCAGAAGAUUUGAAUAAAUGAGAAAAAUGCAUUGUCUUGAUGG
Messenger RNA from Colius striatus (speckled mousebird), 9288 nucleotides. RefSeq names its product nuclear receptor interacting protein 1 (gene NRIP1). Gene Ontology annotation, cellular component: nucleus. The transcript is spliced from 4 exons. Gene Ontology annotation, biological process: regulation of transcription by RNA polymerase II. Bases 640 to 4128 code for a protein of 1162 amino acids. Gene Ontology annotation, molecular function: signaling receptor binding; transcription coregulator activity. The record is from RefSeq and is a predicted model, not a curated record. NCBI's taxonomy places the organism in Eukaryota, Metazoa, Chordata, Aves, Coliiformes, Coliidae.